AUGAAUUCUAACUUAAUGAGACGACCUGUGAUAAACAUUAUUUUACCAAAUACUCCAGAAGAGAAAGAAUGUUUUACACAGACAUUUCGCCGUAUUUGUAGCUAUUUGACACAUAGGGAUCUUUCAGCAUUGAGUUGUGUCUGUAAAGCUUUUUAUGAAGUCCUUACAACCUUUGAGAAUGAAAUUUGGCGAAUCUCAAGGAUCAAAUUUAAUUUGGCAAAAGGUCUUCCACCACCAAAAGAUUUACUUGAGCGAGAAUAUGCAAAAUUGUUUAAUUAUUCUAAAGGAUGUCAAAACUGUAAAUCUAAUAAGCAGCUGCGAAUAUAUUGGCUUCCUCGGAUAAGAUCAUGUCCAGACUGUAUUAAGUCAAAUGCGGUCAGAGAAUUCGCGGAUUUAAAUUGGUGGGGAUUACCAGAAUGUGUAUUUAAUGUUGCACCGAUCAUCUCCUAUGAAUUUGAUUUCAAGGAUGGCAUUGAUUAUUAUUGGCUUCCUCAAGUUUAUUCUUUAGCCCAAGAAUAUAGAAAUCUGAAUCUCAGUACACAGGGUGAAGAUGCUCUAAAUAAUUGGUUAUCUACAAAGAGAAAACAAACAUCUGACCGUUUAGAAGAUGCAUUUUUUCGGCAUAAUCAAUUAAUGAACACAGAAUUCUCAAUUCUUUUUCGAACUUCAUUUGAACCGGGGGAAUGGAUUAAAAUGAUUGAAUCGAGAAGAAAUGAUAGCUCCAGGCAACGAAUUGGUAUUAAUGAAGCAACAAUAUCGUCCGAUGAUCAAAAUAAAGUCGAUAAGGCUGUAGUUCCUGUUUCUGCGCGGAGGGUUUCUUUUGGUGGAACUUUCUUAUGUAUAUCUAAUAAAAAUGCCAGAAUACGAAAUAAAAGGGAAGAAAAAAGAUUAAGGCGAAUGGAAAGAAAAGCAAGGCUAGUUCAAGAGAUAGUAGAGCGCGAAACAUCCCAAAACACUAACGGGGAAACCCGCGAAUUAAGUAGAGACAAGAGAACAAAGUAUAAUUUAAGGCGAUAUAUAAUUAGACCAACAAAACCGAUUUCAUUCGAUGAUAUUUCAUCUAAUGGAAAAUGGGUUCAUAACAAACCAAAUCUUACAAAACCGAUUUCACUCGAUGAUGUUUCAUAUAAUCGAAAAAUGGUUCAUAACAAACCAAAUCUUACAAAACCGAUUUCACUUGAUGAUGUUUCAUCUAAUGGAAAAAUGGUUCAUAACGACUCAAAUCUUACAAAACCGAUUUCACUCGAUGAUGUUUCAUCUAAUGAAAAAAUGACUCAUAACGACUCAAAUAUUACAAAACCGAUUUCAUCCGAUGAUAUUUCAUCUAAUGAAAAAAUGGCUCAUAGCAAUUCAAAUCUUACAGAACCAAAAAUUAGUUUAUCAUCCUUCUUUCAAGGAAAUUUCUUUCCAUGUUAA
Molecule: messenger RNA, 1416 nt
Organism: Funneliformis geosporum
Lineage: Eukaryota; Fungi; Glomeromycota; Glomeromycetes; Glomerales; Glomeraceae
Source: the annotation of a GenBank genome assembly